GGGCGGCUCCACCCUGGCCCGGCCCCGCCACCCCGGGGGCCUCAGUCUGCCCCGGGGACCGCCAUGAACGCCACGGGGUCCCCGGAGGCGGCCCCCGCGUCCUGCCAGCAGCUGGCGGCCAGCGGGAGCAGCCGGCUCAUCGUGCUGCACUACAACCACUCGGGCCGCCUGGCCUGGCGCGGGGUGCCCGAUGAGGGCGGCCUGGGGGGCCUCCGGGCCCUCUUCGUGGCCGUGAGCUGCCUGGUGGUGCUGGAGAAUCUGCUGGUGCUGGCGGCCAUCGUGACGCGCAUGAGGUCGCGCCGCUGGGUCUACUACUGCCUGGUCAACAUCACCCUCAGCGACCUGCUCACGGGCACGGCCUACCUGGCCAACAUCCUGCUGUCGGGCAGCCGCACCUUCCGCCUGGCCCCGGCCCAGUGGUUCCUGCGCGAGGGCCUGCUCUUCAUGGCGCUGGCGGCCUCCACCUUCAGCCUGCUCUUCACGGCCGGGGAGCGCUUCGCCACCAUGGUGCGGCCCACGGCCGAGAGCAGGGCCGCCAAGACGGGCCGCGUCUACGGCUUCAUCGGCCUGUGCUGGCUGCUGGCCGCGCUGCUGGGGCUGCUGCCCCUGCUCGGCUGGAACUGCGUCUGCCGCUUCCCCAGCUGCUCCAGCCUCCUGCCGCUCUACUCGAAAGACUACGUCCUCUUCUGCGUCGUGGUCUUCGCGGCCAUCCUGGCCACCAUCCUGGCGCUCUACGGAGCCAUCUUCCGGGUCGUGCAGGCCAACGGGCAGAAGGUGCCACGGCCCCCGGCCAGACGCAAGACGCGCCGGCUCCUCAAGACGGUGCUGAUCAUCCUGGCGGCCUUCGUGGUGUGCUGGGGCCCGCUGUUCGGCCUGCUGCUGGCGGACACUUUCGGCUCCAACGUCUGGGCGCAGGAGUACCUGCGCGGCAUGGACUGGAUCCUGACGCUGGCCGUGCUCAACUCGGCCGUGAACCCCGUCAUCUACGCCUUCCGCAGCCGGGAGGUGUGCCGGGCCGUGCUGGCCUUCUUGUGCUGCGGCUGCCUGCGGCUCGGCCUUCGGGGCCCCGGGGACUGCCUGGCCAAGGCCGCCGAGGCCCACUCAGGGGCCUCCACCACUGACAGCUCGCUGCGGCCCAGGGAGAGCUUCCGAGGCUCCCGCUCACUCAGCUUCCGGAUGCGGGAGCCCCUGUCCAGCAUCUCCAGCGUGAGGAGCGUCUGAGACCACUGCCGGGCUGGACACGUCUCCGAGGGCCCCUCUUCCAGGCCCCGGGCCUGCAGGAGGAGGAGUGGGCUUCAGGGGAGGACGAGCGGGGAUUCCGGAAGGACCGUGGCGAUGGAGAGCAGAGGAUGGAUGGACGGGUCAGCCCCCCGGGGUCCUCCUGCAGCCUGCUGGGCUGGCGUCCAUUGCACACAGUGGCUUCCUUCCAGCGGUUUCCUUGGAGAAGGAGGUGACUGUUGGAGGAGAGGCAGCUCCGGAGUGAAGGCAAGUGGCUUUGCCUAUACCCCCGGCUCCUGUGAGAUUCUGGGGCUUCCUGGCCCUCUCCGGGCCUUGGUGGGGGCCCCCAGGCUGCACAGGGUGGAGUUCGGGGUUGAUGCCUUGGCAACACAGAAGUUCAAUGAUGGCACAAGAUG
This is a messenger RNA of Choloepus didactylus (southern two-toed sloth), 1634 nucleotides long. It is a transcript of the gene S1PR4, whose product is annotated as sphingosine-1-phosphate receptor 4. Gene Ontology annotation, biological process: G protein-coupled receptor signaling pathway. Lineage: Eukaryota; Metazoa; Chordata; Mammalia; Pilosa; Megalonychidae. The transcript has a single exon. Gene Ontology annotation, molecular function: sphingosine-1-phosphate receptor activity. The coding region runs from base 64 to 1221 and encodes 385 amino acids. The record is from RefSeq and is a predicted model, not a curated record. Gene Ontology annotation, cellular component: membrane.